Molecule: messenger RNA, 1893 nt
Organism: Heterostelium album PN500
Lineage: Eukaryota; Evosea; Eumycetozoa; Acytosteliales; Acytosteliaceae
Exons: 3
Coding region: 1-1893 (630 amino acids)
Source: RefSeq, a predicted model, not a curated record
AUGCUACAAAAACAACAAUAUCUAUCUUCAUCAUUGCUAUCUUCAUCACCGAUUAUCUUUUCAAGUUCAAUUCCUUCUUUAUCUACAUUAUGUAUAGAUAGAUUGAAUGAGAUUUUAUUGAAUCAGAGUUGUAAUUCAAAUAGCAAUAGUUAUAGUGAUAAUAAUGAAAUAUCAAGUAAUAAUAAUAAUAAUAAUAAUAGUUUAAGGAAAUUAGUUGAUGGUUAUUAUCAAAAUGAAAAUAUAGAUGAUAGUUUGCUAUCUAGUGAACAAAGAAAUAUUAGAGUUAAGAGAUACACUGAUCUAUUCGAAGUAUUAGACCGCUCAAAUGCAAUCAAUCUGAAUACACUCUAUCAAUAUUCAGUAGCAUUACCUUUAGACUUUAUAACUCAUCUCGAUUUCAAAUCAUCUCAUGAUUUAACCAACAAUGUAUUACAUUCAAUUAGUAAAAUUACAACAAUACGUUCAUUAUCAAUUGCAAAUUGUAAAAGAAUUGAUCAAUUUGGAUUUCAAGCUUUAAAGAAUGUUUCUGGAACCAAUUUAGAUAAUGAAUGUUUGAUAUCGGUAAAGGAAAUGCCUAGAAUCGAAAUAUUGAAUAUCAGUGGAUUGAAAGAUAUCUCUGAUAUAGCGUUGGUACAUCUGUCGGCUUGUACAACACUGACUAAACUCAUUGCAAAAUCAACACCACUCACCGACGAUUCGUUACUCUUCACCUCCAACUACAUCAAUAAUUCACAUAGAAGAGCUGGAUUUGUCUCUUUACACACACUCAUACUCUCUGACACGUUAAUAACCGAUCGUGGACUACCAUACCUCCUUGAUUUACCUGUCAUUUCACACAUCGAUCUAAACAACACAAAAUGUACAUACAUCGAGCUAUCGAAACUAUCACAACAAUUUAACAACAAAAUUAACAAUAACAACAACAACAAUAAUAGCAACAAGUUAAAGGCAAAAAAGAAUAAUAAUAAUAAUAAUAAUAAUAAUAGUAUAUAUCAAUCAUAUCAAUUGGAUAUUAAAAGAAAUGUAAAUGGACAAUCAUUGAGAGAACCAGAUUUGGUCAUGGAGAAUAACCAACAGUGGCCAAUUGAGAGAAUCAAAGACUAUCUGUUGAGUUUGAAUAGUAGUAAUACAAGUCCAUUGGAUAGCAGUAGUAAUAGUAUUCUAUCAUUAUUGAAUCAAUCUUGUGAAUCAAUAGAAUCCGAUUCAUUUAAUAAUAGUAGUUGUAUAAGCAGUAGUGUUAGUUUGUUAAACUCUAGCUUUGAAAUCGAUUCCAGUCUAUAUCUACCUGUGAUGGAGGAGUCCGAUACACCCAAAGGCUUACUCGGAAUCAAAGUGUUUAAAGAUCCAUUCUCAAACUCUCCAACCAAAAGACAUCCUGGAAUGAUUGGUAAUAUCAACAUAUCAUUAUCAUCACCAACACAAACACAUCCUUCCAUCAACUAUAAACAGCAUCAACAUCAACAUCAACAACAACAACAAACAGUUCCAUCAUUAUUUUCAACACCAAAGAAGAAUCGUAUUAACAAAAAGAAGAUAAACAAUAACAAAAAUGAUAAUGAUAUUGAAGAUGAAGAUGACUGUGAUGAUCUAUUGGCACCUUCGACACCGGUUACACCUACAAAGCUAAUGUCAACGCCGAUGACACCAAUCAACUAUGUAUAUAAUCUUUUGAAAUCACCGAAACGCACCACUACAUUGUCGUCACCUAUCUACUCACCGAAAUCCAAUAAGAAACGACAAUAUCAUCAUCAUCAUCAACAACAUCACUACGAUUUACAAGCUUCACCAAUGACAACCAACCGAUAUCCAAAGUCACCAUCGAAACACUCACCAUCAAGACCAAAGAAACUUAAAGACGACAAAGAAGUUGUUCGUAAUCUAUUUAAUCAAUAA